AUGGCCUCUCAGCUAGAAAACGUUCUGCUCCCAUUUCGUCCCCACCGACCAGGAGUUGGACUGAACCACUAUCGAGUCGCCCGUGGUCCGACGGUUUCAUACUCAGGAGGUAUUCGUCUCCUGGCGAUCUGA
This is a messenger RNA of Aspergillus nidulans FGSC A4, 132 nucleotides long. RefSeq lists its product as uncharacterized. The coding region runs from base 1 to 132 and encodes 43 amino acids. The record is from RefSeq and is a predicted model, not a curated record. Lineage: Eukaryota; Fungi; Ascomycota; Eurotiomycetes; Eurotiales; Aspergillaceae. The transcript is spliced from 2 exons.